AUGAGUCUUUCUGUAACAGCCCCAAUGAGAAUUCCACUCUUUUCAUGGCUUUUCUUCAUUCCCAUUUGCUCAAUUUUUCUGACCAUCAGUAUCCAUGUGGUGUCUGGCCAAUGUAUUGACGAUCAGAAAUCCUUGUUGCUCCAAUUCAAGAGCAGCCUCAAGUUCCAUACUACUUUGUCCACAAAACUGGUGCACUGGAAUGUAGCUCGUGAUUGCUGUUCUUGGGAAGGUGUAACCUGCAGCAAUGAAAGCUUCAGCAAGGGACACGUUAUUGGUCUCAACCUGAACAACGAAUCAAUCUAUGUUGGACUUGACUAUUCAAGUAGCCUUUUCAGUCUUCAGCACCUCCAGCACCUGAGUUUGGCUUUUAACAACUUCAACAAUUCUCAGAUUCCACCAGGGUUUGGCAAUCUGAUGAAUUUGAGUUAUUUAAACCUAUCAAAUGCUGGCUUUGCGGGGCAGAUUCCCAUUGAGAUUUCGAACUUGAAAAGGUUGGUUACCCUUGAUUUGUCUACAUCUCCUUUCUUGAGUGUUUCUAUGCUGAAAAUUGAGAACCCAGAUUUAGCUAUGCUAGUUCGGAAUUUUUCGGAGCUAAAGGAACUUUAUCUUGAUGGUGUAAAUAUAUCAGCUUCAGGGAAUGAGUGGUGUCGGGCCUUAUCAUCUUCACUACCAAAUUUAAGUGUGUUGAGCAUGUCAGAUUGUUAUCUUUCAGGCCCUCUUGAUUCCUCCUUGUUGAAGCUUCAGUCCCUCUCAAUUAUUCGCCUCAAUAAUAAUCCCCUUAAUGCUCCAAUUCCAGAAUUUUUUGCAAAUUUCACAAAUUUGACUUCCUUGGGUCUCCGUUUUUGUGGAUUGAAUGGAACAUUUCCGGAGAAGAUCUUUUUGGUUCCAACACUGCAGACACUUGACUUGUCAUAUAAUGACCUACUUCAAAGUUCUUUGCCAGAAUUUCUUCCAAAUGGUUCUCUUCGAUCAUUGCUGCUUAGUGGUACAAAUUUUUCAGGGGCACUGCCAGAUUCUGUCGGUAACCUUAAAAGGUUGUCCAAAAUAGAUCUUUCUACGUGCAAUUUCAAUGGAUCAAUCCCAAAUUCUAUGGCAAACCUUACUCAGUUAAUUUAUUUGGACAUGUCAUACAACAAAUUCAACGGACAGAUUCCAUCAUUCAGCAUGGCCAAGAAUCUGACUGAGAUAAACCUUUCCUAUAAUGAUCUGGGAGGUGGUAUUAAUUCAACUCGGUGGGAAGAACUUAUAAAUCUGGUGAAUCUUGACUUGGGUUACAAUUCAAUUGAAGGGAGUAUUCCAAUGUUGCUGUUUUCCCAUCCAUCAAUUCGGAAGCUCCAACUUUCGAACAACAAAUUUUCUGGUGGACUCCAGGAAUUUAACGUUUCUUCUUACCCAUUGGAUCACCUUGAUUUGAGUAGCAACAACUUGGAAGGGCCCUUACCUGCGUCUGUCUUCAAGCUCCAAGGUCUUAACUUCCUCUCAUUUUCUUUCAACAAUUUUAAUGGCUCCUUCCAGCUUGAUGGGAUUCAGAAAUUAAGGAAUCUAUCAGAACUUGAUCUUUCUUACAACAACUUGUCAAUCAAUUAUAAUGAAUCUUCCUUCUCAAUUAAGCGUCCUAGACCUUCACUCCAACAAACUCCAGGGGCAACUCCCACAUCUCCCACCAAACGUUACAUAUCUGGACUUCUCAAAGAAUAA
This is a messenger RNA of Quercus robur (English oak), 1698 nucleotides long. RefSeq names its product receptor-like protein 37. NCBI's taxonomy places the organism in Eukaryota, Viridiplantae, Streptophyta, Magnoliopsida, Fagales, Fagaceae. The record is from RefSeq and is a predicted model, not a curated record. Gene Ontology annotation, molecular function: protein binding. The transcript has 2 exons. The coding region runs from base 1 to 1698 and encodes 565 amino acids.